Molecule: messenger RNA, 888 nt
Organism: Perkinsus marinus ATCC 50983
Lineage: Eukaryota; Perkinsozoa; Perkinsida; Perkinsidae
Exons: 4
Coding region: 1-888 (295 amino acids)
Biological process (GO): ubiquinone biosynthetic process
Molecular function (GO): 2-methoxy-6-polyprenyl-1,4-benzoquinol methyltransferase activity
Source: RefSeq, a predicted model, not a curated record
AUGAUUGCGAAGUCUGCUGGCUUCGUGGCGCUCGUUGCAGCCUCGAUCAUGUGGUUCACUCGUUCACGUUAUUACCUACGACCAUACCCAGACAGGCUGCGAGUUAUCCAAGAAGGAGAUAGUCUUAUCGAUAAUGGUAUUUAUGAUGAAGCACAGUGGCAUGAGAAUGGCACCAUAUGGCGGGCGCUCGAGAUGAUGAACGAGGUUCGUGCACCGUACUUUCAUCGUCAUCUCUCUAAGGGAGGUAAGAAACCUUCUAAGGGUAGAUACUUAGACGUUGGUUGUGGUGGUGGUCUAUUAACUGAAGAGAUGGCAUCAACCUACGGCUAUAAUAUCACUGGUAUUGACAUCAGUGAGGCCUCCUUACAGCAGGCACGCCAACAUGGACGUGAUAUUCCAAAUCUACACUAUCAAGUUGGAUCGGUAUAUGAUAUACCAUUCCCCGACAACUCCUUCGAUGGCGUUAUCAUAUCCGACGUCCUCGAGCAUCUUUUGGACCUUCAAGGAGCCUUGAAUGAGAUCUAUCGAGUACUGAAGCCCGGUGGUGUGCUCGUAUUCGACACCAUAUCUCGGACUGUCUGGAGUUAUACUACUGUGUGGAUGAUAACGCAGGAAAUACUGAAUAUCAUGCCUCCUAAUGCCCACGAUUGGCGACUAUUCAUCACGCCCGAUGAGCUCAAGCUCGCUCUCUCGAAUGCAGCAUUCUCCACCGAUAGUAAUGAUGGCGCGGAGUGGGCUGGCCUUGCCCUGAGGAGUCCAGUCAAAGGGGUGGUGGCCCUUCUGUGGAGUGGCUUCAGAGACCCGCUCGCGCUUUUUUCGCACGGUUUCGUUGAGGACAUGAGCGAUUUUAGCGCCCAAUACUGCGGGGUGGCGAUGAAACCGGUAUGA